This is a messenger RNA of Malaclemys terrapin pileata, 1988 nucleotides long. RefSeq names its product galactosidase beta 1 like (gene GLB1L). Gene Ontology annotation, cellular component: vacuole. NCBI's taxonomy places the organism in Eukaryota, Metazoa, Chordata, Testudines, Emydidae. Gene Ontology annotation, biological process: carbohydrate metabolic process. Gene Ontology annotation, molecular function: beta-galactosidase activity. The record is from RefSeq and is a predicted model, not a curated record.
GCUUCGCUUCUCCCGCAGCUGCUGGGAGCUGUGACCAUGGGGCCCGGGGGCCGCGUCCUGCUGCUGGCCGCGGCGCUCCUGCCGCUGGAGGCCUGCGCCGGCGCCCGCUCCUUCCAGGUGGAUUACGCCCACGACUGCUUCCGCAAGGACGGCGCCCCCUUCCGCUACGUCUCGGGCAGCAUCCACUACGCCCGCGUCCCGCGCCCCGCCUGGCACGACCGCCUCCUGAAGAUGUACAUGAGCGGCCUCAACGCCGUGCAGGUCUACGUCCCCUGGAACUACCACGAGCCGCUGCCCGGGGUCUAUGACUUCUCUGGGGACCGAGACCUGGGACACUUCCUGAACCUGACGGCAGAGCUGGGCCUCCUGGUGAUCCUGCGGCCCGGGCCCUACAUCUGCGCCGAGUGGGAGAUGGCGGGCCUCCCUGCCUGGCUGCUGUGGAACCCAGACAUUGUCCUGCGCUCCUCUGACCCAGAUUACCUGCAGGCCGUGGAUUCCUGGCUGGACGUCCUGCUGCCCAGGAUCAAGCCCCGGUUGUACCAGAACGGAGGGAACAUCAUCAGCAUCCAGGUGGAGAACGAGUAUGGGAGCUACUCCACCUGCGACUACGACUACCUGCGUCACCUGCUGGCCGCCUUCCGCGCCCGGCUGGGGCCCGACGUGCUGCUCUUCACCACCGACGGCAACAGCGCCGCCGAGCUGCGGUGCGGCACCCUGCAGGGGCUCUACGCCACCGUGGACUUCGGGCCAGGCCCCAACGUCACAGCCGCGUUUGCCCCUCAGCGACUCUAUGAACCCAAGGGACCUCUGGUGAACUCGGAGUACUACACGGGCUGGCUGGACUACUGGGGAGAGCCGCACGCCGGCAGCAGCCCCGCGCAGGUGGCUCAGGGUCUCCAGGACAUGCUGCAGCUGGGAGCCAACGUCAACAUGUACAUGUUCCAGGGGGGCACCAACUUUGGCUACUGGAGCGGUGCCGACUACAAGGGCCGCUACAAGCCAGUCACCACCAGCUACGACUACGACGCGCCGCUCUCGGAGGCAGGCGACCCCACCGCGAAGCUGUUUGCCAUCCGGACGGUCAUCAGCAAGUUCCAGCCCCUGCCUGAGGGUCCGAUGCCGCCCGCCACCCCCAAGUACGCCUACGGCCCCGUGCCCCUGCGGAAGCAGGGCGAGGUGCUGGAGCUGCUGGACGUGCUGUGCCCCGGCGGGCCCAUCCGGAGCCGGUUCCCCCUCACCUUCGAGGCCGUGAAACAGGCUCAUGGCUUCGUCCUGUACCGGACGCGCCUGCCCCGGGACGUCUGGGAUCCAGCCCCUCUGAGCUCCCCUCCCAACGGCGUCUGCGACCGCGCCUACGUGCUGCUCAACGGGGAGUACCAGGGGAGGCUGGAGCGCGACGGGCAGACGACACUGAACAUCACAGGCCAGGCUGGCGCCACAUUGGACCUGCUGGUGGAGAACAUGGGCAGGAUCAACUUUGGUGUGAACGCCAGCGACUUCAAGGGCCUGCGCCAGAAUCUCUCCCUGGACAUGGCUCUGCUCAGCGACUGGCUGAUUUACCCCCUGGACGUGGACUCGGCUGUGAUGCGGGGCUGGCCCCCGCCCACCCCCCAGGCUGAGGGGAGCAGGGCCAGGCUGGGGCCGGUUCUCUACACUGGGGCCUUCCAGACCCCUGGCAUCGCCUGGGACACCUUCGUGAAGUUCCCCGGCUGGAGCAAGGGCCAGCUCUGGAUAAACGGCUUCAACGUGGGCCGGUACUGGCCGGCCCGGGGCCCCCAGCAGACGCUCUUCGUGCCUGGCUCGCUGCUGAGCGCCUCGGCCCCCAACAACAUCACCCUGCUGGAGCUGGAGGGGGGCCCCCCCCGGCCCUUCGUGCUGUUCCUGGACCGGCCCCUGCUCAACCAGACCGUCAGCCCCCAGGCUGGGACCGAACUGCCACCUCCCUAACGCAGCCCCCGGUGCCUCCUGGGCCCCACUGGCUCCCCCAG